AUGUGGUCGGUCUUCUUUGUCUUUCUGUCUUAUCUGGACAGAAACGUCGUAAAGGGCGACUUCCUGAGCCGCGCUCUGGACGCGGAGAAGGAGAGCAAAGAGACGUUCUCCAUGCUGAAUGGCACCGUGUGCGCAAAAAUGUCCAUCGUGGGGGAGAAUUUCCUCUACCAGGUGUCGGACGGAGCCGAGGUGGUGCGCUCCGUGGUCACUCCCGCCGGGAAGCUCGUCAACUGCUCCGUCAUCGUGAACCAGAUGCAGGUGAAGUCGUUCGUGCAGGAGUGCAGGUUGGGGCUGCAGGAGCAGAGAGUCGGGCGGCAGCUGGAGACGCGUUUUGCGCGCAUGGAUGAAGCCAAGCUGAUGUGCCGGGAGCUCAGAGAGCGCAGCGGCGCAGCAGAGAAGGAGCAGGUCUUAAAAAGAUCCAAGAGGGGCUUCACUUAUCCCGGGACUCUGUGGUGUGGAGCCGGCAACAUGGCAGAUAACUAUAACCAGCUGGGAGACUUUGCGGACACUGACAGCUGCUGCCGCACACACGACCACUGCCCUCAUGUCAUCCACGCCUUCUCCUCCAAGUACGGCCACACCAACUUCAAGUGGCACUCCAUCUGCCACUGUGACUGUGAUAAUACGUUAAAAGCUUGUCUGAGGAAAGUCAAUGACACGUCCUCCAGGGUUGUUGGUCAGGCGUUUUUCAAUGUCAUCGGCGUUCCCUGCUUUGAGUUCGUCUACGAGGAGCAGUGUGCAGAACGCCACUGGUAUGGCAUGUGCAAACGAUACGAGAAGCUCCCCAUUGCUGUGCUGAAAGACUCAGUGCCGUAUGACUUUGGAGGCAUUGACGUCAUCGAUGAGCUGACCUUGGCUCCUCCCAGAGCCAGAGAUUCCAAGAAAAGCAACAAAGAGGAGAAACCGGAGAGUGCAACUCAGUCGACGAUAUCCGGCCCCGAAGAGCCUUCGCUGAGGAACGUCGUCACCGCCGCCGAGGACUUCAUCAAGGUGCUCGCCACCGUCUCCACGUCUCAAAGCUCCACCGCCGAAUCUGAAAGAGGCGAGGCGCAAAGCUCCGAGAAGAAGAAGAGGAAAAAGAAGAAGAAAAUCACCAAGAAGCGAAAAGGAAAAGGAAAGGGGAAGAAGAGAAAGCAGAAAGCAGAGGCAGGUGUUAAAAUAGAGGAAGGAGCUGCGGUUUCACCUUCUGGCAGCAGAUCAGAAGAAGUCAAGGCUUUAGGUAACUUCAUCAGCGAGUCACACAGACACGACCAGUCAAGCAGAAACACCAACAGAGUCGGUGAUGGCGAAUUUGAGCUCGUAGGAAAAGAUGAGCCCUCCAACGAAGUCAUGAAAGAUGAACCAGCUAUGGAGAAGGAGGUGGUUUCCAUUACACCACCUUCAACCGUCCAGAAGAGGCCAGCAGAGUCAGACGCUGCUGUGCUGUCUAAAGAAAUCACUCCCUCAACAAGCACAGCGACUCCACAUGAAGCAAAACCCAGAGGGCAACACAAGGGGAAGAGAAGGAAGAACAAGAAAACUCCUCUUCCCUCUUCUGAAGAGCUUCCAGCGAACACGAUUGACAACAUAAGUGCCGUCUCUAUCUCCACCACCAUUACCAUAACCCCAACGGCACAGCCGGAGCAACAAAGCUUCGGGAGCGACACUCUAAAGCGACCUGUUGUCAGCGUUGCCAGCGCCCCCAUUGUAAUCUCCAAAGUCAAAAGAAACAGGUCAAAGGAGAGAGAGGACAGAGAGGGGAGGAAGAAAAGGAGGAAAGGCAGCUCGGCUUCUCCCAUUAUGCCUGUUGUCCUGCAAAAUUCCUCCGUGGACAAUCUGAAAGUGAUCCCUGGCACCGCCGCUCCCACCAUCCCGCCGAUCCCCACCGCCGAGCGCCAGGUUUCACGCAGGCUGGACGUUUACGGAGCGAAGAUCCAAGCUAGGCCUCUGAACUCUGCUUUAAGUGCUUUGAAAAGACAAAGGACCGUCCAGCUGGCAGGCAGCAGCCCAGCAUCCCUCCCCAACAACCUCAACUCCUACUUCUCCAGAUUUGAGACAGACAACGCCACUCAAAAAGAUGUAAUCAUCUCCUCCCUCAUGCCUGGAGGGGCAGAACUCAACUUCAACAUGAAGGAGGUGGUGAGAGCCCUCAAGAGGACGAAGGAGGGCACAGCACCCAGUUCAGAACAUCAGUGGUUGUGUCAUGCCGUGCUGUGCAGAGCAGCUUGGAGGCGGGUUUCAGCUCCUGUUUCAUAG
This is a messenger RNA of Stegastes partitus (bicolor damselfish), 2235 nucleotides long. The record is from RefSeq and is a predicted model, not a curated record. NCBI's taxonomy places the organism in Eukaryota, Metazoa, Chordata, Actinopteri, Pomacentridae.